Tigriopus californicus is the source of this 4836-nucleotide messenger RNA. RefSeq lists its product as uncharacterized. Gene Ontology annotation, biological process: sodium ion transmembrane transport. Gene Ontology annotation, cellular component: membrane. Lineage: Eukaryota; Metazoa; Arthropoda; Copepoda; Harpacticoida; Harpacticidae. The record is from RefSeq and is a predicted model, not a curated record. Gene Ontology annotation, molecular function: ligand-gated sodium channel activity.
CAAGACGAUCAAACUCAGAAGCAGGAUGGGCGAAUCAGCAAACUUGAAAGGCAAAUGGCAGAGGCUCUUAAAGACUCGCCGAAGAUCCAAUCAAAUAAUUGCCCACCCUCGGAAACUUCGCUAACAACAGAUGGUCCGAAAGAGAAAGAGAUUCAUCUGAGAUCAUUUGUGAAGGAGUUUUUCGCCCAAACCACGAUGCAUGGUACCAAGUACAUUGCUGAAGAGGUCAACAUUCUUGAUCGUCUGAUUUGGACUGUCGUAGUCAUAGCUGCUCUCUCUUACUCCUGUUAUGUGGUGAAUGAGUCCAUUACUGAAUUCCAAACCAAUCCCACCAUCACCUCCUACGAGAGCGCCGACAUUAGAGAGGUUUUCUUUCCCGCCAUAACGGUGGAUGGCGGAUCCAUCUGGAACCACUGGGGAUUGACUAGGGCAUUACUGGAUCCCCUGUCCGAUGACGGUUUUGCAACGCUGAACAGGAGAUUGGGACCUCUCAAGAUAAGACUGUACCAAACAAUUUACCCCCUUAUCCUGACACAUGUGGAAAGUGUUUUGGGUCGAAACAUCACCGUGCAAGAGAUCAGAGACCUCCACAACGAUAAAGACUUUCCGGAUGGAAUCUCAGCCCUCACAACAAUAUUUUCAAACUCGGAAUUUCAAGCCUUCUUUCAACAACCCAUGUUUGUAAAUUUUGGUGCGAGGUACCUGGAAAACGACCUUUUGACUUAUUUGGCUGCUAUGCGUAUGGAUUUCCCAAAUGAGACGACAGACCUCCUUUACAACGAGUUUCAAGACUAUGUAGCGGAAGCGAUAAUCACAUUGGGAAAAUGGCACCAACAUAUUUGGGAUGAAAGGAAUUCAGUUCUUGAGAAUGUCUUCAAUAGCCUGACUGAUCAAUUCCGACCGAAGCAAAAAAGUCUAGAUGCUUGCACCAAUGGGACAGAUAUUUGCCUGGAUGCCUUGAAUUAUGUGGGCGCCCGACUGAUUGCCUUGGCUAUAUUCCGGUCCGAUCUAGUGACCUUUACAGAAUUUGGCCAUUUUCUCGAGCGCUACUUUGAGGCAGUUCACAAGAUGCCAUUGUUGUGGGGCCAACUUAAAAGUUUAACGGAGUCUUAUUUGAUAUUUGGUGAGCAAUCUAGAGGCAAGCGAUACAGUCCUCCCCAGGGCGAUAUAGCUCCUGACCUCGAACCCUUCCCCACUAGCUUGGAAGAACAAAUCGUGUCAGACAUUUUGACCGAAGGGGCCAGCCGAUUUUUUAAGACCAUGGAACUGAACAUGUCUCUGUAUGAGAUCAGUCAAGUUUUAGAUUUACCUUAUCAUGCAGGAGAGGCUCAACUUUACCAAGCCAAAGAGAUCUAUAAAAGAAUGAAGUGCUACAACUUUGAUUAUCUCGGCAACUUCAACACGUCUAAAUGUGGGCAGGACGAGCAUCCCAAAAUCGCCGGCUGUUGUCGGAUUUGGGAGGCCAUUUCGACUCAACAUGAGGGGGUUCUCAAAAUGAUGCGAUUCAACCAACAAGCUCCACAUUGGAACUCGGAGGAUAACGCCAUGUUUGAAGAAGCGCAACAAGGCUACUUCGGAGAUUUUGAGGAUAUUAAAAAACCGUAUGGAGUAAGCAAUCCCAGGAUUUUUGGCUGCCAAUGGCUAGGAUUUCCCACUGAAGAUCACAUAGCUUCCUGCAACUUAUUUCAUAGACUUUUCACCAAUGCCGGGAUGGGAUACACCUUCAAUUCUGCUGAUUAUGAAGAUUUAUUCUUAGACACGUCGUAUUUGAAUACGUUCAAAACGGUAAUGAAUGCGAAGAUAAGAUCUCAUGGGAAACCAGUAAUAUUGGUCGAUGGGCCUGGACCCCAAAAUACUUUGAAAAUUCAUGUCGAGCUAAGCCGACAAUUCGACAAUUUCAUCAAAUUUGGCAACCCUCAGUAUAGCUGGAGCGGAGGCAUACCUAGAAGUUCAUUCCGCUCUUUGGAUAAGUCUUUCAAAAUCGGCAUCCACCACCCAGGAAGCUUGGCUGACCUCCGGAAUGACUACAUCAAGGUCAAACCCGGAUUCGAAUACCAAGUCCUGAUCACUCCACAAGUUCACACGGCUGAAGAAUCGCUCCGUUCCAUGCCUUUGGAAAAACGGAAAUGCCAAUUCCAAGACGAGAGCUCUGGUUCGGUCCUCUUUAAAUCUUACUCUCAGACCAACUGUCAACUGGAAUGUCGACUGAAAUUGGCAGUCGAACAAUGUGGAUGUUUGCCAUGGAACUAUCCCCAUAUGGUUCUGGAUGGUCAGUUGACCAAGCUCUGUGAUUACCGUGGAAAUUUUUGUGUGGAGCAAAUCCUUCAGCAACCCACAACGUUGCAGGAUUGUCGUUGCUAUCCCCUUUGUGAAACAAUCACAUAUCCUUAUUCAAUGAACAUGAAAGUCAUGGAACGUCCCUGCUCAUCAGAAUCAAAGUCGUUCGUUCUCUUGGAUUAUGGCCAAAGCUCAGACCUGUCUCCAUUUGUUUCGUUUCCGAUCGAAGACUACCUAACCGGAAAGAAUCGAUCUUAUGAAGCACUGACAGUAGGAAAAGAAGAGUUUUGUCAUGAAAGAUGCGACAAUUCGGCCGUGGUGGAAUUCCAAAUUUUAGGGACAAGUGUGACAGUCGUCAAAAAAAGCGCUCGAACAACUUUCAUAGGGGCUUUGGCGAAUUUUGGCGGACUGGUUGCUCUGUUCACAGGAAUGAGCAUUUUGAGCUUAUUUGAGGCACUCUUUUGGAUAUGGAAGUACCUCCGAGGCACUAUUUUCCGUUGCCAUGGCAGAAAACAAAACGCAAACGCUGAACAUCUAAUGUUGACUUAAAAUCCAUCAGCUAGUCGCACUUUGCGUUCCAGAUCGAUUUUAUUGUUUCUUUUACUGAUUUGCUUCAAUUUCCGACUUACGGAAAAAGUAUCGUUCUAUUGCAUAUACAGCACCUUCAAAUCCCGGGACCCAUUUACAAUGAAAACUUCAUAAAGAUCAAUUGUUCAGCCGUAUUGGAGUAUGCAUCCCCCAUUUUAGCUCCCAUAACCGCAGCAUGUCCAAACAAGAUUGAAAGAGUGCAGAGGAGUUUCACGCGAAAUAUCGCAGACAUGAGUCAUUUAAAUUAUUGGGAUCGGCUUCAAUCUCUGGAACUGUGCCGUGUCGAAAGAAGAUACGAGCAAUAUGUAAUUAUUUACAUGUUUAGAUAGGUAUCUGAUACUGUAGGUUUUCAAAAGCAGUCAUGAGUUUUGUCCCAACCCAGGAUUUAGUGUCAAUUGUACUGACCGUAGAUGCCCAAAUAAUCUGUUAGCACCAUGGAAAAUUAUCAAGGACUUUUCAAAGGCCUUCGACAAGGUCUCUCACUCUGCUGAUUCUAAAGCUCAAACGAGCGGGAAUUGGAGGAGAAAUUCUAAACUGGAUACAGUUGUUCAGACGGGUUUAAUGGACGAAUAUAGGCUUAGAUUCAUUGCUCAAUUUAUCAUGACCGUCUCUCGAGGAUUGGUGAUGAUUAUUGUAUAUUUCCGAAGUGCGAAUUUUUAUGUAGACAAGAAACAAAGAAAGACGGUGUGAGUCGCUCGUGAGAGAUAUAAAAAGACGUGAAAAAGACAUACCUACAGUCCACUUUAUCAAAGGCCAACGGAUUCUGGUCCGACGUUGAGGAUAUGGCCUUGCCAGCCAAAUCAGACUUAGGUUAGCCAGAAUGCGUCGGAACAUACAGUCCUGGCUGACUCGCAGGCAGCAGAGUGGUGCUCAACGGCCAGGGUUCUCCGUGGGCCAAGGUCACUCCCCAUGUACCGCAGGGCAGUGUGCUUGAUCCACUUUUGUUUCUUGUCUUUAUCAAUGACUCAAUGUCUUAAAACAUCUGACACUGAUGUCACGUACAAACUUGAUGGUCUUCUCCUGUUGGGGGUGGAUCACGAUGUCGACCUUGGAGUCUCCUUUGAUAAAGGACUGACUUUCAGCUAACAUUGUGCAAAAUUGGCGUCGAAGUCGAACAGGAUGUUGGGUAUGAUCAUUCGUCACUUUUGCUCAAGGGACUCAACCACACUUGUGAAUAUUUUCAAGACCUUUGUGAGGCCCCCUUAGGAAUUCUCCUCCGAAGUGCGGAAUCCUCCAAACCGUGUCAAUGUUGAUCUAUUGGAGAAAGUCCAAACGCGGGCGACCAAGUCUGUGAAAGAUUCCAGACAUCUACCUUACCUGGCCCGUAUCUCAUUUAAUUUUCUCCAAUCUCUAGAGGAGAGGGGGUCAAAUUUUAGACAUGGUGUUAACCGAUUGAAUGUGCACGUGUCAACUAAAGUUGCCCCAUUGGGUGGCGCACUCCCGUUCUUUGAAAUAUCCAAAAGUGAUCGCAUGGCAACUACACUUACUACUAUACUACUAUUGUAGAAGAUUGACAACUAAAGCCCUUUUUGAGCCCUUGGUCAGGAGGAAGAUUCGUAGUCACUCCUUGUUUGUUCAAAUGAACAGAGUCUGGUACAAAUUUCCGCUUACUUCGAGAAUGGCCGACACAACCAAAAAGUUUUAAAACUCACCUAACGCCUCUCGCCUUGCAUGAGGAACCAUCGCUAUGAAGCUGUGCCCAGGCUUUGACUACUUAACCUCAACUUUCUUGACAAUGCCAUUUCCUUCUUCCGUCUUUUUCUCUCUCCCUUUUUUGUCUCUCGGUCACUCUCUCUCCUCUCUUCCUUUACCAAAAGUCUUUUAUCAUCUAGAUAAUGUAUGAGCGGUCUCAACAAUAAACAAUAAAUGCCAAUUUUCGAUUACUUUUAAACAUUUUCAGAAAUAUUUAGCAUGCUUUUUAGUACGUCAAUAAUCGGUUUCCCUUUUCUUGAGUAAAUUUUAUUCUUAUAU